GGUAUCUUGAAGAACCUUAUGAAGACUUGGUGCUAGUUAUUUCAUUUAUAGUCUCCGAUCAUCGUUUACUUCCUGGCUCACAUCAAGGUGUGCCGCACCAUUUGCGAGUAUGUCGUGGUUUUCCUAGCGCUAUGGACGAUACUGCCCCUAAGCCGAUUCGUCUGUGCGGGAGCCUAUGCAGGGGUAGAGGAUGACUACUACAAGGAAGAGCUCCUGGCCGUAUCUUUAUUCUGCGGCAUCGGGUUCCUGGUGCCUUACAUGCGGAUUUUUCUCUACACCUUCCGCUGCACUAUUCAUGCCGAAAAAGGGAACUCAGAGGGUGUCGGAAUCUGGUUUUUGAGAGUUUGUUUCCAGGCUUGCGCACCCACCGUGACGCUGCUCGGUUUCGUUGUUUGCCUCGGAAGAACGCCGAACUUGCCGCUCUGGCUCCGUAGCUUCGUUAUUCUUCUCGAUGUAAUAUUGUUCAUUUCGGCUCUUCCUGAGUCCAGCCCCGGAAAGCGCCCGCACAAACUGAGGGAGGCGCUGUACGACGAGUUGAGGAGUUUUUUUUGGAUGGAUGGAGGAGGGUCGCGGUGAGAUAAGGCUUGAGAAGUAUGACUGAUGAAAUACUCAGCUUUGUCACCAAUUUACGCAACUGUCCUUGCUGCUAUUUGGGUUGAUUCGAGGAAGGUUUAACAAUCUGCAGGAACUAUCCCUUGUGAGUGUUGUACUGUAUAUCUAGGUAUAGUCGUCUAAGAACGAGCUCGAAGAAUGCCUGGGAUCAUCGACUUUUAUCUCACUCAGAUUCUGAAACCCUAGCAAUAGGGCAUCUAAACAGCAGCAAGAUAGUACACAUAGCUCCGGGAAUCCCUAUUACAAAGGCUCUACCUCUCAAUACCUUCACA
Molecule: messenger RNA, 884 nt
Organism: Mytilinidion resinicola
Lineage: Eukaryota; Fungi; Ascomycota; Dothideomycetes; Mytilinidiales; Mytilinidiaceae
Exons: 3
Coding region: 259-576 (105 amino acids)
Source: RefSeq, a predicted model, not a curated record